UCAUACAAGUGAAUCAAAUUUCGUGUUGCACGAGACUUGACUUUCAAUGUUUACCCACAAUCAGCUACAAUUUAUUGUAUGCAUUCUGUACUCCGUAGUCUGUAUACGGUAUUACUACCACGGCUCUGUUUUGAUCACGGAAAUACGUACUACGAUCAGCCCACGAAUGUGGUUAACUGCCACUACCUUCUUGAUACGGCGUUGAAGAACUACAUGGCAUCAUGUUGAGCUUCAAGUAUCCGGCCAGUGCCUUCCUUUCGCUAUUCCUUGCUGUAACCGGAGCAAAUGCGGCGUUGUAUUCUGCCCACCGGAACCUGGAAGAUUACUGCGGCAGAACCCUGGAGAUCAACUGUCCGUACUCGUAUGGCGAAGCCGGGACACUCCGGUUCCUUCGGAUACCUGGCACAGCCUGUAAAGUUACAGUGACGCUUAGCAGCAGCUCCUGUGGAUUGUCUUACGAAUACUUUGCCAUUUACCUUAACAUAAGAAGCUUAUAUACGCCAGAGAAUUCAAGGAUGGAAAUUUACGAUACAUCUAGUAUCCGAACACUGGGGAAGUCCUGGAACGGAGGCUACACGCCGCAAAACUCUAACCCAACUUCGGCCGGUCAGUACUUGUCGAAAUACGCGAGACAACCGGAAAUUUCCAUUGAAUUUACGCCUUCCUUGGACAAUACACCAGCCUUUUAUCACGAAGUUGUUUUCGAAUAUGUAAUCUUGUCAGACACCAGCUCGGACUCGAACGCUCGUUGCAGCGCUUUGAACGGCUACGUCAGCGACAACUACAUUUGCGAUACGGACAAUGACCGCUGCAAUUGUCCCUACGCUUACACGCCCUAUGUGUACAGCAUGAGUCCGGCUGGGUACCGCCAACAAUGUGCUUAUGAACUGAGCGGUGGGGCUAUUGCCGGUAUCGCCAUAGGAUGCUUCGCGUUCGUAGUGGUAAUUAUUGUCAUCACAGCGCUCGUUGGCAAACGCCGACGACCACGGACAAAAACCCCGCGAGUGGCAUUUAUCAGUAAUGGGUACUCCGAGACUUCCGUUGCCCUUACACCGCAAGAAGCACCACCUCCGUAUCCGGCCCAGGCGUAUGCUGCGCCGCCUUAUCCAGCGGCAACUUCGCCACUUUUGCCUGUACCCGCAGCUAAUUAAGCACCAUACAGGGGCUCAAUAAAACCUAGUUGCUCAAAUUUUGUCAGACAAUAAGCAAAUGGAAUGAAGUCAGUAUGUCGCUUCCAUAAUUAGAUCUUCACUGAUUUUUGCUAAACCUUCGUUUUCGUCUUUGAACGAAAUGUAAAUACUACGUAAUAAGUAAUUUUAGUGGCAAUAAUUUUUCAGCUUGUAUACAGACAACGUCAUAACAAACCGCAGCAACGAAUUAAAA
This is a messenger RNA of Paramacrobiotus metropolitanus, 1383 nucleotides long. RefSeq lists its product as uncharacterized. Lineage: Eukaryota; Metazoa; Tardigrada; Eutardigrada; Parachela; Macrobiotidae. The transcript has 5 exons. Bases 222 to 1151 code for a protein of 309 amino acids. The record is from RefSeq and is a predicted model, not a curated record.